GUACAUGUUCAGUUUUAUUUUAAUUUUUCGUUCGUAGAUAAUGCAAGUGGCCAGUGUGUCUGCUCGUUGGUCUUUUAGUUGUUUCAUAGUUUAGUAAUUUUUAUUUUAUUCAACAAUACGAAAUGAAAAUAAAUAAACUUAUAGUUUAAAACAGUGUUUAAAAAAUAUAAUAAAACUUUGGAAGCCUGCAAAAGAAAAACAUUUUGUAAAAGGUCAGCUACAGCUUCUGUCGCCCUGCUCCUAAAUUUUCCCCCCUUUAUCUGUCCAUUUCCACUUUUUUAUUAUUUUCCUUCGAGUCGAUGAGACGGCAAGUGUUUUUAUCAUCGUAGAUUUCCGUGCGAGCGAGCGAGUCGACCGGCGUUCGGUUAAAUUUUGAGUUUUGUGGAUAAAAAAGAAAGAUACAUAAAAUUUUCUAUUGAGUUUAGUUUAGUUUUUUUUUGUUUUUCAAUUCUAAAGAAAUAAAAGAAAAGCGGUCAGUCGACUCGACGACGUGUGUGACUGAACGACUGCUUGAACGUCCCACUCGUCUUCGUCUCGUCGUUGUGUCUCUUUUAUUUCCUUUUAUAUUUUAUUUUAUAAAUGAAAAUCAAUUCAUCCAACAAAGUUCGAAAAAGUUCAUUUUGCAACUCGCCGAAGCCGAAGGGAAUUUGUGUGGAAAUUUCUUGACUGCCUACUGCCAAGUGCCAGGCCAGGAAAAGUAAAAGGAAAUUAAAAGAAAACUCAAUUUAUAAAAAAUCGUUAGAAAAAUAGCAGCAAGGAAAAAGUUUCCUACAUUUUGAAUUCGUGAUUUGCCAGUUUGCAGUUUGGUUUCUUUUCUUUUGAAUUGAAUAUUAGUCGUCUAUCACUAGGUUCUUUUUCGUUGCGUUGGUUUCUUUAUUGAAAGAAAAAUUUUCGGUUUUGCUAGCAACUGCGGCGGAGCGUCUUGGAAGACGUCGACGACGGCGACGACGACACGGUGUAACGAAAAAAUGACGGAAACAUACGAUGGUAAUGGCGACUAUUCCUCCUACAACGACGACGAGAGUGAUUACAAGAGAAAAGGGGGCGGCGGUAACGCUGGUGGCGGAGGACCUCAUCCAUCACACAAUGGGGACAACUCGAAUCAUGACCAUCAUUCGGGCGAUGGGCCCCAGCUGAAUGACAAAGCUAACGAAUACAUUCGUGAUUGCCUGACUGAAAAGAACCGCAUGGACAAGAAGUAUCCAAUUGCUGAGAAACUACUUGAAAGCGAAAUUGAAAAGGUGCAGUCCACAGGCCGUAUACCAUCGCGUGAUCAAAAAUAUGCCGAUAUCUAUCGUGAGAAACCUUUGAGAGUAUCACAAAAAGUACUUGUGCCUAUACGCGAGCAUCCAAAAUUCAACUUCGUGGGCAAGCUUCUUGGUCCCAAGGGUAAUUCUCUACGUCGACUUCAAGAAGAAACUCUCUGCAAAAUGACUGUACUCGGCCGAAAUUCAAUGCGAGAUCGUGCUAAAGAAGAAGAGUUACGUGCCUCGAUGGAUCCCAAGUAUGCCCAUUUGAAUAGCGAUCUACAUGUGGAAAUUUCUACAAUAGCACCACCAGCUGAAGCAUAUGCUCGAAUAGCAUACGCAAUGGCCGAAUUGCGAAAAUAUCUUAUACCGGAUAGUAACGAUGUUAUACGACAAGAACAAUUGCGUGAACUAAUGGACAAUACUGGAAUUUCGGAUCACGAUCCGAAAUCAUUCAACAAAAAGACAUCGGCUGUGAGUGGCGGUGGUGGUGGUGGUGGUGUAGGAGGCGGCGGUGGUGGUGGAGGUGGAGGAGGCAUUGGUGUCGGUGGAGUAGGAGCUACUGGAAGCAGCAGCGGUGGUGGCUCUCACAUGACAUCCAAACCAAAUGUUUCACAUCAUGGAUAUAGGCAACAACCUCCGCAGCAACAACAACAACAACAGCAGCAGCAACAACAGCAGCAACCGUCCUUUGCAAAGAACUCAAUACCCCCAAAGCAGAAAGUGAUGUCUAUAUUGGAAAAGGCUCGCAGUGCUAUGGACGAGUCUUAUAGUCGCGGAUAUGACGAACAAACAGCCUAUGAACCACAAACAUAUGACAGCUACAGCUACGGCCAUGCACAAACGCAUGGACCGCCCCAUGGACAAACAUCUCGAACACCAUACGACACACAGGAAUAUGAACAGGAUUACAAUCGACGAGACUACUAUCAGCAUUCACCCAAUUAUGGAGGACCAGGUGCAUCAUCUCAACACUCGGGCAAUACAAAUCCAACGGGGGGUCUAAAUCCAAAUCACAAUCGUAGUCACGUUAACAGGUGAAACAUAUUCGCAGCUGGUCAUGUUAGUAAUACGGUAGGAGGAGUAGGAGGAGUGAAGGUAGCCACCGCUGGUGGCGUUAGUUCAUCAGCUAUAACCGUAUCAUCAGCAGCGCCGACGAUGCUGUCCCAAACACAGCAACACCAACAACAGCCACAAUUACAACACCAACAACAACAACAACCCCCACCAUCUAACUUAAGUACGACAACAGUAACAACAACAAUAAAUAACAGUAACAAUAAUGAAACGAUAACGGGCAAUUCAAAUUCAAAAAUUCAACAACAACAACAACAAAACAAUAACAGAAUUCAGGGUCCAGCUGCUGCAACAAAUUUACUAUUUGUAAGACCGGCAAAUGCUUCGCUUCACGUCGGUAAAUUACCAUUUCUGCCUGUGCAGUUUCUAUAAACAAAAAAAUAAAAUAAAAA
Eupeodes corollae is the source of this 2716-nucleotide messenger RNA. It is a transcript of the gene qkr54B, whose product is annotated as KH domain-containing, RNA-binding, signal transduction-associated protein 3. Gene Ontology annotation, biological process: regulation of alternative mRNA splicing, via spliceosome. Gene Ontology annotation, cellular component: nucleus. The transcript has 7 exons. The record is from RefSeq and is a predicted model, not a curated record. Bases 969 to 2288 code for a protein of 439 amino acids. NCBI's taxonomy places the organism in Eukaryota, Metazoa, Arthropoda, Insecta, Diptera, Syrphidae. Gene Ontology annotation, molecular function: mRNA binding.